AUGGCCUCCACCCGCCCAACAAUCCAGCUCCCCACGACCGAAGCCUACGACAAAUGGGCACCCACCUACGACCACGACGGCAACAUCCUCCAACUGCACGACGACCACGCCUUCGCCGCCACCAUCCCCCCACUCCUCUCCUCCCACCCCCCCACGCACAUCCUCGACCUCGGCUGCGGCACCGGCCGCAACACGAGCAAGCUCCACGCCGCCCUCCCCACAACCCGCAUCACCGCGCUCGACGCCAGCCCCGCCAUGAUGGCCAUCGCCAGAUCACGCCUCCCCUCACCACACAUCACAUGGGUGCUCCACGACCUCAACCGCGGCGGCCCCCUGCCAGUCACCGGGCCGGUGGACGCCGUGGUGUCAACGCUGGUGCUGGAGCAUGUGGGCCUCGAUGUGUUCUUCGGCGCGGUGGCGGGGGUGCUAAGGAAGGGGGGCUGGCUGUAUGUCACGAGUAUGCACCCGCAGAUGGGCGCGGUGUCGCGGGCGGGGUUUGUGGAUGAGAGGGGCGUGAAGGUGCAGGGCGUGAGCUUUAACCAUCAGGUUGGGGAGGUGGUGGCGAGCGCGGAGAGGGCGGGGCUGAUGUUGCGGGGGGAGGUGGGGGAGAGGGGGGUGAGGGAUGAGGAGCAGGCGGGGGCGCUGGGGGUGAGGGCGGGGAAGUGGGUGGGGGUGGUCAUGCAUGUGGAGAUGGUGUUUUUUAGGGUGUGA
Messenger RNA from Morchella sextelata, 711 nucleotides. RefSeq lists its product as uncharacterized. The transcript has 2 exons. Lineage: Eukaryota; Fungi; Ascomycota; Pezizomycetes; Pezizales; Morchellaceae. The record is from RefSeq and is a predicted model, not a curated record. Bases 1 to 711 code for a protein of 236 amino acids.